AUGGUAUAUAAACAGAAGAGGAACCGGAAAAAGCAACUUUAUCCUGAACUUGAAAAAAAAAACAUAAUCAACAUAAAUGGUGGAGAAUCGAUCGUUUGUCCGCAAUGCAAUGAGAAAACUCUUCGAAGUAAAGUGAAACCUGACCGAGGGUGUAGAAAUGAUAUGCAGAGUCUAACUGUCUGUUGUGCACUCUGCGGUUGGAAUGGUCCGUUGAAAAACUACGAAGCUCAUCUUGGUGAAAAACAUCCGAACCCAAUGUGUGAGUUUUGUCACGCGACAUAUCCAUCGGUCAUCGAUCUGAACGAGCAUGUAUCCUACCAAUGUCCAGAAGUUCUUGUGCAUUGCCCUUUGGAAGUAUUCGGAUGUGAAGAUAACAUUCGUCGUACAGAUCUUUCUAAGCAUUAUUCAACCGGAAGGCAUCAGAGGAUUUUGAUCAAUGUUGUUCCUUCACGAGAAUUUCAAUCAUCGAACAGUAUCGUUAGAAGAAAUGAACUCGAAGAAAGUCUGGACGUCUUGUCGACUGUUAUUCAGCAAGCAAAUGAAGAUCAAGGGCAUUUAAGAAAUGAAUGUAGAGAAAAUGAACGCAAUCUGGAAGCAUUACUUCAAGAUUUGUCAGUUUCUCGAAAAUCUGUCGAAGAAGAGUUUGUUUUCCUCCAGAAGUUAGUAAACGAUCAACAGAUUUCCCAAUGUGACAUCGUGUCAAUCCAGCAAAAACUCCAUGAUAUGAAAUCACCGUCGUCCGAUGGAACGUUGAUAUGGAGAAUAACUGAUGUUAAGCAAAAAAUAGAAGAUGCAAAGUCAAAUGUACAACCAUCAAUUUUGUCUCCAGUUUUCUAUUCAUCACCAACUGGUUACAAAAUAUGUCUCUGUCUGCAUCCUAAUGGGAAUGAUAGUGCUCAACAUACUCACAUGUCGUUAUAUUUCGUUUUAAUGCGUGGCGAAUAUGAUUCGAUUUUAACAUUUCCAUUCUGUUUCAAAAUGAUAUUUUGUUUAAUCGAUCAAACUGGCAAACAACAACAUAUCUUUGACGUUCUUGAACCAGAUUUAUCAUCUAGUAGUUAUCAACGACCUCAAAGUGAAAAAAAUACUCCUAUUGGUUUUAUCAAAUUUGUUCCUUUACGGAUUCUUCAACAAGGAAACAAUGCAUAUGUUCGCAAUGAUACGAUGUUCAUCAAAGCAAUGAUCGAUUUCACAAAUCAUCCAAAAGAAAUUCUGUCUUACGUACUGAAUAUCAGUCCAGGAAUGACCGCGGUUGCUCAACAUGCAAUGAUAGAAGAAGAGAGAAGAGUACAUCAGCAGAGAUCCGUUUCAAAAUAA
Adineta ricciae is the source of this 1317-nucleotide messenger RNA. Lineage: Eukaryota; Metazoa; Rotifera; Eurotatoria; Adinetida; Adinetidae. The record is from the annotation of a GenBank genome assembly.